Messenger RNA from Adineta ricciae, 1032 nucleotides. NCBI's taxonomy places the organism in Eukaryota, Metazoa, Rotifera, Eurotatoria, Adinetida, Adinetidae. The record is from the annotation of a GenBank genome assembly.
AUGAAUCUAUCUAUAACAUCAACAUCUACGUCUAACACGACGAAUGAUACUUGUCCAACGCCUCUUCUUUGGCCACCAAAGGAAGUCGACAGUCGCAAAUCACGAUUGAUCGUGUGCAUAAUCGCAGUGUUCGUGCAUACAAUCUUUUGGCUUCAGCCCAUCUUCUGUUCAUCUAUUCGACAAAAAUCAAUGCAAUGGAUCUAUGUUUAUCUCGUCACCGACAUUUUUCUCAUAUUCCGAUUCUUCUUCACUUACAUUGUUCGUACAACGACUACGGAUUGUGAGCCAGAUCCAGCGUGGAUAACGUUCGUUUGUUACUUCGAUGCAACAUUCGACAACUACUUCAACGUUCUUGAGGUAUACAUACUGUUGGCAUUGAAUAUCUGCCGGUACAUUCAAAUAGCGUACAAUGUAAACGUUUAUCAAGUGUACAAGAAAUUGUUAGUUAUUGCUCACGUAUCUAUUUACGCUUUGACGGCAAUUUCUACAAUCAUACAGCUCGUUUUUGGAUGGGCUCAACUGCUCAUCAUUUUCCGUAGUUCAUGUCAAGUCACUUAUACCAACAUCUACAUUCAAGUGUUCAAUAUCAUCACUGCAUUCGCUUUGCCUAUCUUGUUGAACGUUGUUGUCAUCUAUAUGAGCGUUCGACAUGUUCGUUUGACAUCGACUUUGCAACGAGCAACACAUGUAUCCGCUCGAGAAAAGUACAAUCGAACAUUGGUCAUCCAAUUUCUGAUCUUUUAUCUCAUCUGGGUAUCAUUGUGGUCACCGAACGUGAUUCUCUACCAAAUCUCAGGCGGAACAAAUCUAGUUGGCAUCUUUCGUCUACUGAAUUCCAUUGAGAUAGCUUUGGAUCCGAUCAUUCUUGCAGCACUCGAUGUUCGUUUCUGUCAAGCAUGGCGUAGGAUGUUUAAUCGGAUAAAAUCUGAAGUGUUGAAACAUAGUGUCAAUCAAGGACGAAUCGGACCAACAACAACUAGACCAAACAUGUUUUCAAUCAAAACUGCUCAACUACGAACAACUGUUAUGUAA